UUUGCUACUUCCCGGAUGAUCUCCUUAUUCAGCAGAUCACAAAAUCAACGCGAAGAAGAAGGACAAGAAGAAGAAGAAAACAGCGUCGUCGUUUAGGGCUUCGAUUCUCAGGGCUUCAAUCCAAAUUCCAGGGUGUUGACCAAGAUGAAACCUGUUUGUCCUUUUGUCAAAGCUGCUCGUCCUGAUGAGACGACUUCGAAACCUGUUUGCCCUUUUGUCAAAGCUGCUCGUCCUGAUGAGACGAAUUCGAAAAAACCGGGUGAAAAUCUGUGUAAAUAUCAGCAAGAGACUGAGAGCAAGACUAAGAAGGAUACUGGUGACUCUGCCACAGUUCCUCCAAAGUGCCCAUUUGGAUAUGAUUCAGAAACGUUUAAGCUAGGCCCUUUCAGCUGUAUCAUCUGCCAAGCACUUCUUUUUGAAAGUAGUAAAUGUGUGCCUUGUUCUCAUGUAUAUUGCAAAGCAUGUAUAUUACGCUUUAAGGACUGUCCAAUAUGUGGAGCUGAUAUUGAGAAGAUAGAAGCUGAUUCAAAACUUCAGGACAUGGUUGAUCGCUUCAUUGAAGGUCAUGCUAGAAUCAAAAGGUCUCAUUCUAAUAUAGACAAAGAGGAAGAAGUUGGUGAGAAGAAACAAGUCAUAUAUGCAGAUGUGUCUUUGGAGAGAGGUGCUUUCUUGGUGCAACACGCCAUGAGGGCAUUCCGAGCCAAGAAUGUAGAAAGUGCCAAAUCAAGACUCAAUCUAUGUGCCGAAGACAUUCGAGAACAGUUAGAAAGAAUGGGCAACACAUCAGAUUUGUGUUCACAGCUUGGAGCAGUUCUGGGUAUGCUUGGUGACUGCUGUCGUGCACUGGGAGAGGCCAGCUCUGCCGUCACUUAUUUUGAGGAGAGUGUUGAAUUUCUAUCAAAAUUGCCAAUGGAUGAUCUAGAGAUUACACAUACACUUUCUGUUUCACUUAAUAAAAUUGGAGAUCUGAAAUAUUAUGAUGGAGAACUACAAGCUGCAAGGUGUUAUUAUUUUCGGUCUCUAAAUGUUCGUCGUGAUGCCAUCAAGCAUCAUUCAGAUGUUUCGUCCCAGAUUCUAGAUGUUGCUGUUUCUCUCGCAAAAGUUGCAGAUGUGGACAGGAGCCUAGGAAAUGAGGAUGUGGCCGUAGAUGGAUUUCGAGAAGCUGUAAAACUGUUGGAAUCUUUGGAAUUGAAAUCUGAAGAUACUGGUCUUGGGCAACGGCGCCUUUCUGUGCUCGAAUUCCUCAAAAGCCAACUCGCAGAGAAACAACCCGAUACAACUCAAUGAGGUUAUGUUCAGCCUUGUAUCUGUAUCUCCCUGAGCUUGUAUAUGUUGGACUAAAUAAGCCCAGUUUAGCGAAGGCAUUCCCCUGAAGAUUUAGAGCUUUCAGGGUAGUAGAGAUUUCAAGAAUUCCAAAAGCACAAAGUUGCUGGUGAUCAGUUGCUUCAUUCUGUUGCAGGGAGUACCUCCUUCAGUCGGUGUUAAUCAGUUGCAUUGCAGAUGUCCUUUCUCUUAUGAAGAGUGGUUUGUGUGUCUGGAUCAGUUCUUAAUUGGCUCUGAAGUGCUUCCUGCUGGUUCUAGCUUCCUCUUCUUGGAACCCCCUGAUGACCAGACAAACAACCAUUUACGUCACUUUUUCUCUCUUUUUUAAGGACAAUUUACCUAGUCUUCCCUAAGAUGUAAGAGAGUGGCGAUUGUAAGUUUCAGUGUGUAAUUCUUUCCAAUAAACUCCAAACAUAAACUAGAUGUAUAUAGUAACUUUUUGAACUUGGGAACA
Messenger RNA from Corylus avellana, 1777 nucleotides. RefSeq names its product zinc ion binding protein. The record is from RefSeq and is a predicted model, not a curated record. Gene Ontology annotation, molecular function: protein binding; ubiquitin protein ligase activity. NCBI's taxonomy places the organism in Eukaryota, Viridiplantae, Streptophyta, Magnoliopsida, Fagales, Betulaceae. Gene Ontology annotation, biological process: protein ubiquitination.